This is a messenger RNA of Scatophagus argus, 6157 nucleotides long. It is a transcript of the gene pcdh10b, whose product is annotated as protocadherin 10b. Gene Ontology annotation, cellular component: plasma membrane. The coding region runs from base 1200 to 4253 and encodes 1017 amino acids. Lineage: Eukaryota; Metazoa; Chordata; Actinopteri; Scatophagidae. Gene Ontology annotation, biological process: homophilic cell-cell adhesion. Gene Ontology annotation, molecular function: calcium ion binding. The record is from RefSeq and is a predicted model, not a curated record. The transcript is spliced from 5 exons.
AGGUGUAAUGGUCAGGUGUCCCAAUACUUUUGUCAAUAUAGCGUUUUUUUUUUGUUUUUUUUUUUCAGUGAAUCAGUUUCUGGUUUGAAUUUCCACCGCUAGGGGUCGUAUGAGGUCCGCAGAUCUUCCGCUCUGCCUGCCUCGCUUGUCCCGCCGCUGUGUGGCUGGAGCAGAGUUAAUAACGUUACUACUGUUGGGUGUAAUUAUAGCGCUCAGCUUUAAGAACAGCACAUGAAUAGCGAAUGAUUCCCUGCAUACAUAUCACAACAUUUGCAUGCAUUAAGCCGGUUCGCCCAGCCUGUCCUGAGGCCCACAAGAGCCCCGCCACCACGUCAACAAGUCCCCCCCUCAGUCCAAUCACACGCUGGCUCAUUAGGUGAUGCGCUUUUCAUCACGGUCAGGUGGAGAGUGUGAUCACGCUUUGGCAGCCAGGGGUUAAAGUCAGAAAUGUCCUGCCGUGUCGCUCCAUAUCGUUUUUUGCGUCAGAUAUAUUAAAAGGAAGUCAGUCCGAGCUUAGCGGGAGGUUCAGAGACAGAGAGGCGGUGAGACAGACUUGGGCCCAGCGGACUUUAAUAGGCAGCCCAGCUACCCAAUCAGGAGAGAGCUUUCAGCGUGAUUUACAGCCGCGGGGACUGAGAGGGGGAGGCGCGAUGCGGGAAAAAAGCAAAUAGCUGAGUGAACAGUGCCAGUAGUGAGUGGAGUGGAGGUGACCGCAGUGAGGGAGCAGGGUGUACAGAGGAGACACGGCCGCAGAAACAAAGACGAGAAGCCUGAAAUGCAUGUUCCGAUGAGGGACCAUCACACAAGACAAAAUGUGUCUCUUCUGUUUUUUUGUCUUGUAUGGAUUAUGACUUCUUUUCCCCCAACUCUGGCUUCAUCACUCCGGCAGCUCCGUGCUUCAUUGGAAUGUGCGCUGUAGCCUCUCCGGGACGCGUCUGAAAUACAAGACAGCGGAGCGGAGCGGAGAACAGGAGAAAAGAGGCUUCCGCGGUCAUUAAAACUCCUUUCAAAAUUAGAAUGCAUCAGUUUUAAUUGGACCCAUUCCUCCGGACGCCUCGCGCAUUUUUAAGACUUUUACGCAUUUUGGAGACUUUUGCCUCCCGACUGAAAUGGGUGAUGGGAAUUGACAUUUUGCUCAUAAAAAGAGGAUAAUACAUUUUAUAAUCUUUUUUUUCUACCCAAGUGCACUUUUUCCGGCGAUGAUUGUGUUUUUGAUUGCCCUGUGCAUCACGGAUGGAGUGUUCUCUCAGAUACGCUACUCUGUGCCGGAGGAGGCGGACCAUGGUACCUUGGUGGGGAAUAUCGCCGAGGACUUGGGACUGGACCUGACCAAACUGGCCUCCCGCCGCUUCCAGGUGGUGCCCAGUUCGCGGACACCGUACCUGGAGGUGAACCUGGAGAACGGCGUCUUGUUCGUAAAUGAAAAAAUAGAUCGGGAGCAGAUCUGCAAGCAAAGCGCCAGCUGCCAGCUCAACAUGGAAGUGUUCUUGGAGAACCCGCUGGAGCUGUUUCGGGUCGAAAUAGAGGUGGUGGACAUUAACGACAACCCGCCCAGCUUCCCGGAGACAGACAUCACGGUGGAGAUCUCCGAAAGCGCCACUCCGGGCACCCGUUUCCCUCUGGAGAGCGCGUUCGACCCUGACGUGGGCUCCAACGCUUUACGCACGUACGAUAUCACCACCAACAACUACUUUUAUCUCGACGUGCAAACUCAAACGGACGGGAACAAGUUCGCGGAGCUGGUCCUGGAGAAGUCGCUGGACCGGGAGCAGCAAGCAGCGCACAGGUACGUGUUGACCGCGGUGGACGGCGGUCAGCCUCCCCGGACUGGCACGGCGCUGCUGGUUGUCAAAGUGUUAGACUCUAAUGAUAACGUGCCGGUGUUUGACCAGUCCGUCUACACGGUGAGCCUCUCUGAGAACGCACCGGUGGGCACGCUGGUCAUACAGCUAAACGCCACCGACCUGGACGAAGGAUUAAACGGGGAGAUCGUUUAUUCCUUCAGCAACCACAUCUCCACCCGAGUAAAGGACCUGUUCAGUAUAGACCCGCGCACCGGGCGCAUCGAGGUGCGCGGAGAGGUGGAUUUUGAGGAGAGCAGCCUGUAUCAGAUCUUCGUCCAGGCCAAGGAUCUGGGGCCAAACGCGGUGCCCGCACACUGCAAAGUGCUCGUCAAAGUCAACGACGUGAACGAUAACGCACCAGAGAUCACCUUCAGCACCGUCACUGAGUCGGUGAGCGAAAAAGCAGCUCCCGGCACCGUCAUUGCUCUGCUCAGUGUGACGGACAGGGACGCGGAGGAAAACGGGCAGAUCCACGUGGAAAUCCUCGGCGAUGUGCCCUUCAAAUUAAAGUCCUCCUUUAGGAAUUAUUUCACCAUAGUGACCGAUGGACCGCUGAACCGGGAACAGGCGGACUCCUACUCCGUGACUGUGGUCGCGCGGGAUAAAGGGACGCCUUCACUUGCUACCAGCAAGUCCAUUCGAGUCCAGGUGUCGGAUGAGAACGACAACUCACCCACAUUUACGCAACCCAUAUAUGAUGUGUAUGUGACGGAGAAUAACGUGCCGGGGGCGUACAUACACGCUGUGACGGCUCUGGACCCGGACAUCGGACAGAACGCGCUCAUCAGCUACUCCAUAUUAGAGUGUGAUAUCCAGGGCAUGUCCGUCAAAACAUAUGUGUCCAUCAAUGAGGAGACAGGCUAUCUGUACGCACUCAGGUCUUUCGAUUAUGAGCAGCUGAAGGAUUUCACAUUCAUGGUCCAGGCCAGUGACUCGGGUACCCCGGAGCUCUCCUCCAACGCCACAGUCAAAAUCAUCAUCGUGGAUCAGAAUGACAACCCCCCCUUGGUGCUGGCACCCUUGGGGAAAAAUGGCACAGCCAAGGAGCCCCUCCCCCGCACAGCUGAGCCGGGCUACCUGGUGACCCGCAUUGUUGCCAUGGACGCCGAUGACGGUGAGAAUGCUCGGCUGUCCUACAGUAUCCAGAGGGGGAACGAGAAUGGCAUGUUCAGGAUGGACUGGAGGACGGGCGAGCUCCGGACGGCGAGGCGGGUGUCGGCCAAGCGAGACCCCCACCAGCUGUAUGACUUGCUGAUUGAGGUGAGAGACCACGGCCAGCCGCCGCUGUCCUCCAGCGCCAGCGUUCUGGUGAUGCUGGUGGACAGCGUGACUGAAGGCCGCGGCGGCGGGAACCGAGGAGGCAUCACCAAGGCCAAAGACGGCACCCUGGACCUCACCCUCAUCCUCAUCAUCGCCCUGGGUUCUGUCUCCUUCAUCUUCCUCCUGGUCAUGAUUGUGCUAGCUGUGCGCUGCCAGAAGGACAAAAAGAUCAGCAUUUACACCUGUCUGACCAGCGACUGCUGCCUGGGCUGCAGCUCCUGCUGCUCACGGCAGGGUCGGGCCCGCAAGAAAAAGCUCAGCAAGUCGGAUAUCAUGCUGGUGCAAAGCGCUGGUAACGUCAGUGGGGCCGGUACGGCUCAAGUCCCCGUGGAGGAGUCAGGGAGCUUUGGCUCCCACCACCAAAACCAGAACUAUUGCUACCAGGUAUGUCUGACUCCAGAGUCUGCCAAAACCGACCUCAUGUUCCUAAAGCCGUGUAGUCCGUCUAGGAGCACAGACACCGAUCACAACCCGUGCGGGGCCAUAGUGACAGGGUACACAGACCAGCAGCCUGACAUCAUAUCAAAUGGCAGCAUUUUAUCAAAUGAGACCAAACACCAGCGUGCUGAACUCAGCUAUCUGGUUGACAGGCCGAGACGUGUCAACAGCUCGGCAUUCCAGGAAGCAGACCUGGUCAGCUCCAAAGACAGUGGUCACGGAGACAGCGAGCAGGGAGACAGCGACCAUGAUGCCACAAACCGAGGCCAUUCCUCUGGCGCUGAUCUGUUCUCUAACUGCACAGAGGAGUGUAAGGCCCUGGGCCACUCCGAUCGCUGCUGGAUGCCGAGCUUUGUGCCCUCCGACAGGCGCCAGGGCCCGGACUAUCGCAGCAACCUCCACGUGCCCGGCAUGGACUCGGUCCCGGACACAGAGGUAUUUGAAAGCCCAGAGCAAACGACUGAUAAGUCAUUCUCCACCUUUGGCAAAGAGACGCCUCUCAGUCACCAACACCUCCACCACCACCUUCUCAAAAAUCAUCCCUUCAGCCACCAGCAAGCCUCCCCAGAGAGGAAAGAGUUGGAAGCAUUUCUGCCCAGCUCCAGAGCACCUUAUAAUCCAGCUUAUUUAACGAGGAAAAGGGUUUGCUAGCUCCUUUCGCGUGGACAUACCGGAGACCGCAUGACUUUGCACAAUCACUCCUCGACGACCAAGGCUAUAAUUUAAAAAAAUAUCAAGUUUUCAACCUAUUUUGCCCUCCUUGCCCCAUCCCUCCUCACCCAACAAAUGAAACAAAAAUGAGAAAACACUCGACUACACUCAAAAUGAGGAAUGACCCUCUUAAGUUACUUUAAGUUUCCUCCUUUCUGGAUUUCCUUGGACCUCUGCUGGGCCAUGGAGGCACCCCACUCUCUGGAUUAGGAGGGUCGACGGGGGGGAUGGAGGUUGGGACGGGUGGGUGCAGACAGGUAGAUGGAUAGCCUUAAAGGAAGGACUCCAUUGUCUCAGCAGGACUGAGAAACUAACAGAGGAGGAGGAAUGACAUUGAUGACAGAGAGAUAAAAAUGGACACUGAUCUCGCUGUCCUUUUCCAGUCCGUGUGCCUGUUUACAGCACUGAUGUAUACAUCUCUGAGGAAGAUAAAAUCAGAUGAGAACUCUCCGUUUGUACCGACAGACAAAUCGAAACAAGAGCCACCUGGAGAAACCGCCACUGAGCCCUUUAGGCGUUUGUACUCACAGAGAGACGCCAAAUUGUACAGGAGAAUCUUUGUGCAUUUCAAAAUGCAAUACCACUGUUUUAGAUUUUUCUAUUCUGUUUGUGUGGUCAGGUGUCUCUAUUCCAAUCUACUUCAAACUUUGUUAGAAAAGAUUGUGGGCAGGAUAUUUUUUUAUUUAUCUUUUAUUUUUUCAUUCUGAGUUGCUUUUUUAUUUUUUAUUUUUUUUUGCUUUGGGUACAGUUUGUUCACCUUAUUGUGAGCUUGGGCAAUGUUUGGCCCACAUUUUCCUGAUUCUGGGACAUCAAGUAGUUUCUAUCAUGUGUAAGAAGUGUUUACUGUACUCUUUUAAAAAAAAAAAAAAUUUCAAGCUGAUAUAAAACUAUAUAUAUAUAAAUCUAUCUAUCUACUUGUUCUGAAGGCGUGCUAUCCGUUUGCUGGGUUCCACAUUCUGAUUCAGAGGUUUGACUCGUGUCUAAGUGCCCCUGAAAAAGGCUUUUUGUUUUUCCCAGAGGGAGACUUAAAGAGAGACAGAACAGCCUUAGCAGAUGUAAAACUCAUUGUUUGACAUUAUUUCAUUGUUUUUGUUCACUUUUGGAUAUUGUUAAAGAUCAUGUCUAUAAAUAAAAAGAAGGUAAUAAUUAAGAUUGAAAUCCGUGGUAAUUCUGUGUCGUUGUAACCAAAACCUUAAGGGGUCAUUUAUAAAGAAACAGAGCAAAAACAAGGCUAAAUGCAAAGGCGUUGUGCACAGUGCAGUGGGAUCCAGUAUACACACAUUACUUUCUCACACAUCACAAAACACACUAAUGUGCCAACAAUAAACUGAAAAAUGAUGAAAUAGAAGCUCUUGCGUCGUUUUAUUUCGAUGCAUUUCCUGGUAGUGCAAGAAACAGUCAGACUCAAGGUGAUCGGAUUGAAGGAAUUGGUUGUUUCCGUGUCCCCCAUAGUCAAGGCUUUAUACCAAAUGCCAAAGUGACAGGGUUUACACAGCGGCUUUCAGAGGAGUCAACCCGCCGUGAGAGCCAAUGCACAUGGUCCAACUCGUAAUAAUAUGCGCCAAUCAACCACCAGAACUCAAUCCGACUUGAAAACUGCCAACAUUAUGCAUUAUUUUGGCACAUUUGUCAGGACUGAACACUGAGACGAUGACAGGCACAAGAGUGAGCGCCGUAGUGUUUUCUUUUUCUUCCCCACCCACAUGAGAUCGAAGCUAAAUGAUCAGAAGAAUUGCUUCGAAUGGUCUUUUAUUGAACAGCAGCAAAACAAACAAUCCUUCGUCAAAGACAUGAACUCCGUCUCUUUCUUUGUCUCUGUCUCCCAAAGACAGAAAAGGUGACGG